Molecule: messenger RNA, 6587 nt
Organism: Sceloporus undulatus (fence lizard)
Lineage: Eukaryota; Metazoa; Chordata; Lepidosauria; Squamata; Phrynosomatidae
Gene: MBTD1
Product: mbt domain containing 1
Exons: 15
Coding region: 663-2468 (601 amino acids)
Biological process (GO): regulation of DNA-templated transcription
Cellular component (GO): nucleus
Molecular function (GO): zinc ion binding
Source: RefSeq, a predicted model, not a curated record
AGUUUUAUUAUCUUUAUUAUAUAAAUAAGUUUUUAAUGAUAUUUGUUAGAGUUUGAAUUAAUGCAUGCUUUUAAAUAAAACAGAACAUCAUAACAGCUUUACUGAAUUGGACUAAAAUUCUGUUUAGUCCUCCAUGUAUUUUUGGCUGUGACCAGUACAGUGCCUCCAGUGCACCCACAAAUAGAGCAAUAGCCCUUUUCUGUUUAUCCUUAGCAUCUGUGUUCAAUGGUGCACUUUAUCUGAAUGCUCCAUUCAUCUGUAAUUGUUGAAAGCAGUUAUGGACAAUGGGGCGCAUGCUUGUGGUCUGGCGCAGCGCAGCUUCUGCGUAAGCUGAAAGCUGCGUAUACUGCGCACGCGUAUGGUGCGGGCACACUGUAUUUUCUUAGCCUUCUCUCCCCCCCCCCCACACACACAUUGCACAGUAACCAUUUACCAUAGUCCCCUCCUCAUCCAUCCACUUUAGGGUGGGGACAAGCAGUUAUGUAUGACAGAAUUUUGUAAGUACUUUGACGAUAUUUUCCUUUGCUUUGUCCUUUACAUGCUUUCUUACAUGCUUCUAUGUUUUACCCUCAACUUAUCCAUGGGUCAUAACAAAAUCCAUAAUUUUGGCCCUCAAACCUGCCCUUGACUUAUACAUGAGGUCAACAUAAACACUAGCAUGUAUGGGAAAACCUCCUACUAAGAAGGCUAAAGUGCUACAAAAACAACCUUUAGUUGCUAAAUUAGCUGCAUAUGCUCAAUACCAAGCAACGGUACAGAACCAGUCAAAGACUAAAACAGCAUCUGUUCCAGUGGAAGGUUUCAGUUGGGGCAACUACAUCAAUAGCAAUAGUUUCACAGCAGCUCCUGUUAACUGUUUUAAACAUGCACCUAUGGGGACUUGCUGGGGGGAUAUCUCAGAAGGUGUACGUGUAGAAGUCCCUAACACAGACUGCAGCCUACCUACCAAAGUCUUCUGGAUUGCUGGGAUUGUGAAAUUAGCAGGUUACAAUGCUUUACUAAGAUACGAAGGCUUUGAAAAUGACUCAAACCUUGACUUCUGGUAUAAUGUCUGUGGUCCUGAUAUCCAUCCAGUUGGCUGGUGUGCAACCAGUGGGAAACCUCUAGUGCCACCUCGAUCUAUUCAACACAAAUAUACUAACUGGAAAGCUUUCCUGGUGAAACGACUAACUGGUGCCAAAACUCUUCCUCCUGACUUCUCUCAGAAGGUGUCAGAAAGCAUGCAGUAUCCCUUCAAGCCUUUGAUGAGAGUAGAAGUUGUUGAUAAAACACAUCUCUGCCGAACACGGGUAGCAAUUGUAGACAAUGUAAUUGGAGGCAGAUUACGAUUAGUAUAUGAAGAAAGUGAAGACAAAACAGAUGAUUUUUGGUGCCAUAUGUACAGUCCACUCAUCCAUCCCAUUGGUUGGUCCCGAAGUAUAGGACAUCGGUUCAAAAGAUCUGAUAUCACAAAGAAACAGGAUUCCUACUUUGAUGCACCUCCACAUUUAUUUGUUAAGGUAAAAGAAACUGAGUCAAGUGGAGAAUGGUUCAAGGAGGGAAUGAAAUUGGAAGCCAUAGAUCCAUUAAACCUCUCUGCAAUAUGUGUGGCAACAAUUCGAAAGGUGUUAGCUGAUGGCUAUCUUAUGAUUGGAAUUGAUGGUUCUGAGGCAGCCGAUGGAUCUGACUGGUUUUGUUACCAUGCCACCUCCCCUUCUAUAUUCCCUGUUGGUUUCUGUGAAAUUAACAUGAUAGAACUAACUCCACCCCGAGGUUAUGCAAAGCUACCUUUCAAAUGGUUUGACUACCUCAGGGAAACGGGUUCAGUAGCAGCUCCUGUGAAGCUCUUUAACAAGGAAGUUCCAAACCAUGGAUUUCAUGUCGCAAUGAAACUGGAAGCUGUGGAUCUCAUGGAACCUCGUCUAGUAUGUGUGGCCACUGUAACUCGCAUUAUCCACCGCCUGUUGAGGAUACAUUUUGACGGCUGGGAAGAUGAAUAUGAUCAGUGGGUGGAUUGUGAAUCUCCUGACCUCUAUCCUGUAGGAUGGUGUCAGCUAACUGGUUACCAACUACAGCCUCCUGCAUCACCUAAUAUUUCAGCAUCAAGAGAUAGCCAGUCAAGUUCAUCAAAGCAGAAGAAAAAGUCUAAGUCACAACAGUAUAAAGGACACAAGAAAAAGAGGAAGAUACCAGUUGGGAAGAAGCCUGUCAGUAUCUCGAGCGUCCCCAUGACAGGUGCGGUACGGAGGAGCUUCUCUGGUGAUGAAGAGUUGACUCCUCCUCAGUAUCGAACCCUUCCAGCACAGACAGCCCCGGAGGCCUGCCAGCCUCCCAGGACUAGCAGAGAGUUCAGUCCCAGCCUCAAAACAGUAUCCUCACUGCAGCUGAAGGAGGAGUUGCUAGAUGGAGAGGAGUACACUUUUCUUCAAGGAGCAUCUGAUCAGGAAAGCAAUGGAUCAGCCAGCUACUACAUCAAACAAGAACCCUAAGCACCAGUCGGGGUAGGAUGGUACAAAGAAAGAGCCUUGCUUCAGGCUGAAUUUCUCAUUCUGAUGAUAACAGUUUGAUGACUUCUACUUAAGGGCACUUUGCUAACUGCAGAAAAGAUUUCAAUUCAGAAUUUUUUGGAGGAUGAGGAAACUAUUUUAGUGGGAAAGAAGAUUUUUUCAAUUUAUUAAAAAGUUGACACUUGUGUUGUAUUUGAAGCUUUUAAAAGAAUUUUUGUAAUAUUUUCAAGUUCAGAUUUAUUGUGCAUUGUUUAAAAAUGAGAUUCUAAUUUUUUGGUAAAAUUUAAAAGCUUAAUUAUAGUAGGAUUGCAGGAAACCCUUUGAAGAAGGUGAGAUGGUAUAGUCGAAAACACGAACUGUUUGCAAUGAGUGAACCUUCUGGUACAAGCUGGGAGAUUCUGAAUUUUAAAGUUACACUAGUCAUACCCUGUCUUUUUCACAGUUACAUCACAAGACUCGAGUUUUAGAGUGGUGAAUACAUAUCAAAAUAAGUUGGGAGAACAGAAUCUGAAAUGCAUGUCUCCAGGAGGUAGCAACGUAACUGAUAAGAGCCUGCUUAAGCUUCUGGAUAACCAAGCUUUGGUCCAUCUAGCUGAAGGUCAUUGGCUCAUGGACUGGAUACAAGUGUUCAUCAGAUUUUGAAGUCUUGGAUGAUCAGCAAAGUUUUAAUUAGAGUGGUGAUCAGAUGGACAUGACUUUGGGACAUUUUUCCUUGUUCAAGGAAAGGGAGAUAGACUCAAAUGUCCCCCCACCAAGAUGAUAGUCUUGAUUUCAAAGGUGUUGCUACUGAAGAGGUAACAGCAGAAGAGAAAGACAGAAGUCUGCUCUGCUUUGGGACACAGCAUUCGUCUUCCCUAAGCUUGUUAUGAAUUAAGCUAGCUUGCCUCAAGAUGGCUUGGGUCCUGCUUUUGGCAUUAUAUUUUCUGUGAUUUGGCUGCUGUUGCUGUUGUCAAGCAAAAUGUUUUCACAAGUCUGUAAUGACUGGAGUGAUGAAUUCCCUAGAAUCUUUCCAAGAGAGUUACAUCUAUGUGGAUAUUAACAGAUGGCUUCAUUCACAGAAUUUAAUAUGCUGACAUUUCCACUCUGCAGUGUUGUGACAGGAUGAUGUGUGUCAAAGAGUUUUGCUUUUACCAGUAAGGUUCAUUAACUAAACUCUCAGGAAUUAACUGCUUAUGUUCUCUAACUGCUUCUGGGUAUAGUAAGUUAUCCUUAGAGAAGUGUAACUCAAAUUCUUGACUCUUUAAGGUAGGAUUUAGAAGAAAUUAAUCCUGUAGACCAGCCUCUACACUCUUUAAGGCUUUAUGACAAGCAACUUGCAAAGCCCCAGAAACAAUUGUUUUGGCAUAUAAAGGUUUGAAUUUUUAAAAUCGCAUAGAAAGUUGAAAACCAGCAAUUUUGAUUCUUUUCUUGAUUAUCUUGCUCUAUUGUUGGGUACAUACCAUAGGUGAUAUGCAAAGGUUUACCACAUUCUAUGCAAAAGGGGAUAAUGGUGUAAAUUUUUCUAGUAACUACUGGAAGUACAUUUUUUCUGUAUAGUAUAGGAAUGUAUGAACUGUUUCUAGCCCCCCCCCCUUUUUUUUUUUUUUUUGCCAUAUAGCUAGGCCAUUUUGGACAGUUGCUUCAUGUAUACAUAUUUUAAAAACUGAGUAUCGGAUGUCAAAUACUUGUGAAUUUAAGUGGCUGUUCCAUAUUUUUUCUUAAAAGAUGAUGUUUAUGAUUCACAGGAGUGGGAAGCGAUAUGGUCUUGACUAGGCUACCCUUUUCUCUUGGAUGGAAUGCUCUCCCCUUCUACAAGUGCUGCACUUCUUCAGUUUUAAAAGCAGCUCUUCAUGUCAGAAGAGGGCUGCUCUUGGAGAAGGAGAGCAAACAGCACACGCAUGAGCAUGCAGGUUCACUAGAUUACAACCAAUGUUUUCAAAAGCUAUAGUUGAGGUUGCCUUGAGAUCCCUUGGACUGCCUGCCUUCUUCUGAAACAUUUUUACUUGAGAAUAAUAUUCCUUUUAAGCCAAUGCCUUCCAAAACAAGGAUGACCCUUACCAUAAUAAGACCACUAUGUUUAAGGGUAGAAUUAUCUAAAAGCAAACUUAAGAUUCUAGAAAAAAUUGUAACUAAAACAUGCAGUCCAAUAUUCUUCCCAUAUGGAGGCGAGAUUCCCUCAGCCUUGCCCACACAUAAUAAAGGUGAUAAAUUCCAUACAUGACUGGCAGGGUCAAGACUGUAGUGCUCAAGGUCCAGCAUGUGAUACCUGUGUUUGUUAAAGAGUGUUUAAUUUCCAAGGACGUAAUUAGAAAUUGCACAAGUAUUUCUUCCGAUUACAGUAGGGACCAUCUGCAUACCUAAAUCUUUGCAAUGUGAAAAGAGAUUCAGAAUAAAGCGUACACUAGAGUCCUCUUUUAUGAGCAGCAGGCCAGCAUGAAAGCUUGGACUUGUGUAUAACUUCAUUCUCUUAUCUUCAUAAAAUCCAAACUUGAGCUUGAACCAUCACAACAUACAUUCUAGGUGGAGUUGCCCCCUUUUUUCCUGGCAUAAUGUUGCACCUUGAGCACCUGCCUGAUGGGCAGAAAUUGAGAAGGUUUCCUCUUCACUGCACAUUUUAUGCUAAAAAAACUUUAUUAAAUUUCUGCCAGUCAUGCAACUGUAAAAAGGCAGAGAACCUUUCUCAAGAUCAAAUGUGGCAACCCUCCUUCUACCUCGGUUGAAUAUGGCAGCUCCUGGAAAAUAUAUAUAGCCACACUUAAUCUGUGCCAUACGUAGCCCAGAAAAUUAACGCGAACAAGUCUCUCAAAAUAUCUUGCCGGAACUUAUACACCUGGAAUCAUGCUUCAGGGUGAUAAAUCUUGAUUUGUGCUAUAUUGCCAGUCCUCAGGUUUUUGAAGGUAGCUCUGCAUAUUUAUGUCAAUUUUGUGGCACUGCCAAUCUUUCUAGCUUUGUUCCAUUCCUACCUGUGGGUAGGAUAGUUAAUCCUGAUAUAUGUAUGUGCGUAUGACAGAAAUUUUAAGUAUGAAAUCUCUCUUUUGUUCUUAAAACCAAGUUCUAAUUUAAAUGUCAUGAAGCUUUCUGGAAUGAGCCCUUGUUCUACAUUAGUUGCCUCGGUCAUUUUCGUUCUCUGUGUUGAUUCUAAACAAUGUUUAUUUGUGGCCUCUUUUAACACAGCAGAUGAUUGGAUGACAGUGAGCUUUCUUAGUACUGGUUCAGUUGCUUUGGUAUGCAUGCAUUUUGGUAUUUACUUUAAGAACAUUCUCUUUCUAUUUUACUGUGAACAAAUUAACACAGAUCAGGAGGAUGCUGGGAUGGAAGUUGAUCAGGUGGUUGAGGUCUGUACUGAUGCUAAGGCCAGCUAAUAAUUUCAGUAUUUGGCAUAAGGCAAGAUUUAAAAUAAACAGAACAAGAAGGCACCACAAAGUGAGCUACAUCUUAAGUGCUCCUUCUUUCUACAGCUCAAAAUUUUACAGCUACCACUUUUUCAUGUUUUACAUUUUCUUGCUGAAUCUGAGGACAGCAAAAGCAGUUAUCAGCUUCUUGUUCUAUUGAUACUAACACGGGUUUCAGUGUUUGUUUGUUUUUAUUGUUGUCAUUUUUAUGUGAACACCUUCUCCCAUCAAUAUUUCUAUUAUGGUGCUAAUAUAUUUGAUAACAAUCCUUUAUUGGAAAGGGAUUAAAACUGUGAUUAAAUUGAUUUGUUCUUUUUACUUUUCAUAUUUAAGUAAGGCCUCAACCAUUUAUAAAAAAAAAAAAGAGGAAAAAAAGCAUCAGCUUCUGCUUGGAAAAACUGUUUCAGGGCAGAAGUUUUUAAAAAACAUAUUGGGUUUUUACAUAAUUUCUGUAUGUAUUUGAUAUAUAGAUCGAUAUCUGUAUAAAAUUAAUCUUUUAUUUUCUUGGUAACUUGUGUGGUCAAAUGGGAGCAUUUUAAAACCUCUAAUAAAAUGUACAUAACUCAGUGAAAAAUGCUUUUGAAAAAAUAAUGUUACUUUCAUUUUUACCAGACUGCAGAUUUUCAAGCAUGGAUGUGAAAAAAGCAUUAAAAAUAUAACUUUGUGUACAAGAUGAAAAUAAUUCACUAAAUUUGCCUUUUUUUACACAGAAUAAAAUGUUAAAGUAAAA